Amorphotheca resinae ATCC 22711 is the source of this 2302-nucleotide messenger RNA. RefSeq lists its product as hypothetical. Gene Ontology annotation, cellular component: 90S preribosome. The record is from RefSeq and is a predicted model, not a curated record. NCBI's taxonomy places the organism in Eukaryota, Fungi, Ascomycota, Leotiomycetes, Helotiales, Amorphothecaceae. The transcript has a single exon. The coding region runs from base 39 to 2207 and encodes 722 amino acids. Gene Ontology annotation, biological process: maturation of SSU-rRNA. Gene Ontology annotation, molecular function: nucleic acid binding; RNA helicase activity; ATP binding.
GAGAAAAGGAAAAACGCCAGGUCCCCGACAAAACAGCCAUGGAUAUCCGCAAGCUGCUUUCCCGGUCCGCGAAGAAGCCACAGAAGGGCCCGGCAAUCAAAGAUGGAGGCCCGGCGAAAUUACCAUCGGCAGGGACUCCGGCAAAUCCCCAGCUGUUCCACGAUGCGAUACCUGAAUCGAGAGGAAAGAAGAGAAAGCGUGGGACGGAGAGGGUAGAGGAGGAGGCCAAUGACCAAGAGGAGGAGUCCGUUGACUUCUUUGCGCCGAAAUCGACGAAACCAAAAUCAAAGAAGGAGGACCAGACGGACGGUGUUCUUGAAACCCCUAAGGACGGCGAGGACGAUUCACCUGCUGUGAAGUUGCUGGAUGAGGAAGAAUGCAGGCAGAUACUUCGAUCGCAUCGCUUGAAACUUACACUUCUGUCGUCUGCGAAGGAGGAAGAAAAGAAGACCAAGAAAUCGAAGAAAGCGAAGGUUGAGAAAAAGCAGGAGAAGCAUAGGAACAAGGAACUUUAUCCACAGCCCCUGGUGGCUUUCAGUGAUCUCCGAAGUAUUUAUGGCAUAUCGAGACGAUUGGGGGAAAAUCUGGCACAACAAGGUUACAAGAUUCCGACCGAGGUGCAGAUGGGGAGUCUGCCUCUGCUUCUGAAGCCAGAAACGGCAUUGGGUGAUUCUAUGAAGGAGCUGGAGGAUUCCAACGGGACCGCAAAUAUUAAUCUGUUGGCUGUUGCACCUACUGGGAGUGGGAAGACGCUGGCAUUUCUCAUACCUGUCGUCAACAGUAUUGUGCAGCGGCGGAGGGCGAGUAAGGAUAGUGGGCAUGUCCUGGACGCGGUUAUAGUAGCACCCACGAAAGAGCUCGCAAGCCAGAUUGUCAACGAAGCGAAGAAGCUUUGUAUCGGUACCGGGAUCAAGGUGGUGGGGAUGCGAAAGGGGAUGAGAAUAGUACCCAAGGACGACCAGGAGGAGCAAGGUGAGAGCUCCAGUGAGGAGGAAGAUUCCGAGUCAGAAGAUGAGGCGUCUAAGAAAAAGUCCUCUCAGCCGUUGGCAAAAGCAGACAUUCUGGUUACGACACCUGGCCUAUUGCUCAGUGCAUUGUCAGCCAGCUCUCAGGAGGAACAGGCACCUUUACCCACCGUUCGAACGCUGGUACUUGAUGAGGCUGAUGUACUCCUCGACCAAUUAUUCAGAGACCAAACCCUGGGUAUAUGGAAAUCCUGCAUCAACCCAGAGCUGCGUGUGGCUCUAUGGUCAGCAACUAUGGGAUCAAAUAUCGAAGCAUUGGCAUCAUCAACAAUCCAAUCACGAGCGACCCGGCUUGGUCUAGAUACCCAACCCAGAACAGUCCGUCUCAUAGUUGGACUUAAGGAUUCCGCCAUUCCCAACAUCACUCACAAGCUAAUCUACGCCGCCACCGAACCUGGCAAGUUGAUUGCUCUCCGCCAGCUUCUCCACCCAACUGCAAGGGCCACCGAUGGCACUCAAUCCCUCCGACCCCCGUUCCUCGUCUUCACCCAAACAAUUCCCCGAGCCAUCGCCCUCCACUCGGAGCUCUUAUACGACAUACCCGCCUCUGCCGGCGGCUCCUCGCGCAUCGCGGUCCUGCACUCCGAUCUCUCAGACUCGGCCCGAGACCAUGUCAUGACGCGCUUCCGGAACGGCGAGAUCUGGGUUCUCAUCACCACUGAUAUCUUAUCGCGCGGCGUCGAUUUCCGCGGCAUUAACGGUGUGGUUAAUUAUGAUGUCCCUAACUCUGGAGCUGCGUAUAUUCAUCGCGUUGGGCGCACGGGCAGAGCAGGGAGAGAUGGUGGCGUGGCAGUCACGCUCUACACAAAAGAGGAUAUCCCAUACGUGAAGAACGUGGCUAACAUCAUUGCGGCGAGCGAGAAAGCGGCGGGGAUACCGGCCAGUGAAGCGAGCAUGCAGAAGUGGUUGUUGGAUGCGCUACCGACGCCGAGCAAAGAGGAGAAGAAGAAGCUGAAGAUGUAUGGGGUGGAGGCAAGGAGAGGUGGCUUAGGAAAGGGGAAAGAGGGCAAGGAAACAAAGGGCAAAGGGAAAACACAGAUCAGUACGAAGAGUGGUUAUGAACGGAAGUUGGAGAAUAAUAGGAGAGGCGCGAUCCAGGCGAGCAAGCGGCGGAAAGAGGCAGAGAGCGCCAAGGAGGCAUCUGCUGCAGAGGAGAGUGAGUGGAGUGGUAUUGAUGCUUAGGUAAGAGUCCAUGUAAAGCUCAGGGGUAGUGUCUCAAUUACUCUUACUAUCUGUGUAUCUCCCUCUCUCAAGACAUUAUUUCCACCAGUCGUGCC